Molecule: messenger RNA, 1328 nt
Organism: Danio rerio (zebrafish)
Lineage: Eukaryota; Metazoa; Chordata; Actinopteri; Cypriniformes; Danionidae
Gene: rrs1
Product: ribosome biogenesis regulator 1 homolog
Biological process (GO): ribosome biogenesis
Cellular component (GO): nucleus
Source: RefSeq, marked provisional
AGAACCAAAAUGGCUUCGUGCAGUAUUGAAGACGUGCUCGCUAAAGCUGAAAGAGACGAGGCUGAGAAGCUCAAAAGUAUUACGGUGCUCAAAGAGUUGGAUCUUGAAUUCGACCCGGGACUUUUGCUGGCGUUUGACAAGAACCGACUUGACACACGGGACUUUAAAGGCAACAAACGGGAGGACUGUCUUCGCUCUUUAGCGCGAGACAACACACAACUUCUCAUCAACGAGAUAUGGAAACUACCCACAGAGAGAGUCGACGAAGUGAUCGUCGCCAAGCUGCCAGAACCGACCACUAAACUACCCAGAGAAAAACCAGCACCGAAACCUAAGCCUCCUACUAAAUGGGAACAGUUUGCCAAGCUGAAAGGCAUUCAGAAGAAAAAGAAGACCAACUUGGUCUGGGAUGAAGUUCACAAGGAGUGGAAGAGGAGAUGGGGGUAUAAACGUGCCAAAGAUGACACCAAAGAGUGGUUGAUUGAGGUCCCGGCGACUGCAGAUCCAAACGAAGACCAGUUCGCCAAAAGGAAUAAAGCCAAAAAGGAAAGAGUGGCCAGAAACGAGUACAACAGACUCAAAAACAUCGCCAGAGCUCAGAAGGUCAAGGUUCCUGGAACAGGACUCCUGCCUACAUCCCAGCAGACCAAAGCGGAGCUGGCACAAGCGGUCAGUCUGGCCAAAAUAUCCACCGCAUCGGUUGGCAAAUUCCAGGAGAAGCUGCCCAAGGAAAAACCAGCCAGAAACACUGGGAAGAAGAGGAAAUUCCAGCCUCUUAUUGGGGACUUCAGUAGCGAGAAGCAAAAACAGCUGGAUUUAUUGAAGGUGAUGGACAGUAAGAAGCCCCGUCUCGAUAUCACUAAAGCUGUGAAUAAGCAGAUGAGGGAAGAGGACUCGGAGUCUGCUCGGAAUAAUAAGAAAGGGUUUGGAAAGAAGGGACGCAAGGGAGGCAUGCCUGGUAAAGGAAAAGGCAAAGGAAAACCUGGAGGAAAGGGAAAAGCUCCUAAAGGCAAAGGGCGCAAACCUCAGAUGAAGCAAGGAAAGCGCUAACAUUUAAAGCAGUGUGGUGGACUUAUGAUGUUUAUUGUAGAAUAUAAUAAAUAUUGCACACGACUCAACUUCUCUUAAGUCAUGACUUUGAGUGCCUUGCGGCUGGAGUUUGAUUCAGUACAGGAAUCGGGUUUGUUUAUGUGUUUAGGCUUUAUCUACAUAUGUCAUGGAUUAAGAUCAUUGAACCGUUUUCAUAAAUGUCAUCUAAUAUUGACUCCUGUUAUUCAUUCGUAAUUGUGUUUUCACAUUAAAUUAAAAUUCUUUCUGAUUUGCCAUCA